UCAAGGAACCACACAUGGUUGGAACUUUUGGGUCUGUGUCAACGUGUUUACCUUCUAAAAUUAAGUGAUAUUUUAUGACAGAAAGUUGUAUGAUUCCCUUUUAAUUAUGUCAAACAGGUGUUCCUUUUGUGUGUUAUAGAUGGUUCUUUAUAUUGAAACAUUUCGGUGAAUUCUCUCAGACUUGCUUGAUCAAGAGCGAUAUUUUGAGACUAGUAGACUUGUGUGACACUUGAGCAAGAUCAAAGGAGGACAAAUUAUGCGGUUGCUGCUGAAGAUACCACGGUACAGCUCCCUUGGACCCCACCCAGUCAGACAGUUGUGCUGUAGUCAUGUACUACAGUCAAGUCCAGAUGUGCGGGUCAGAUUUGCCCCGAGCCCGACUGGUAUGCUACACCUGGGUGGCUUGCGGACAGCUCUCUAUAACUUCCUGUUUACCAAGGCUCACAAUGGGAGCUUCAUACUGAGGAUAGAGGAUACAGAUAGGACCAGGUUGGUACCAGGUUCUGAAGAGAGUCUGGAGGAGAUGCUGAAGUGGGCGGGGCUGGAGCCUGAUGAAGGACCAACCAAGAGUGGAAAAUAUGGACCUUAUCGUCAGUCUGAAAGGGUUCACAUCUACAAGGAAAAGGCACAUGAACUCAUUGAGAGAGGUGCGGCCUACCACUGUUUCUGUACCCCCCACCGCCUGGAGCUGUUACGUAAGGAGGCUGCCAGGAGGAAGGAGGUGCCUCGCUAUGACAACAGGUGCAGACAGCUGUCUCAGGAGGAAUGUAGGAGGCGGCUGGAGGAUGGCAUUCCACAUGUCAUCAGGUUUAAGCUGGAGGACAAGGCCCAGCCCUUUACUGACCUGGUGUUUGGGGUGACCAGACAUGAUGUGGCCAGUAUAGAAGGGGACCCUGUGAUUCUGAAGGGGGAUGGUUUCCCCACCUACCACCUGGCUAACGUAGUAGAUGACCACCUAAUGCAGAUCUCCCAUGUACUCAGGGGACAGGAAUGGCUGAUCUCCACAGGAAAACACCUGAUGCUGUACCGAGCCUUUGGCUGGACUCCUCCACAGUUUGCACACCUACCCCUUCUGGUUAACAAAGACGGUACAAAACUUUCUAAACGACAGGGAGACAUCUUUGCCAACCACUUUCGGGAGAAGGGCUACUUGCCACAGGCAGUGUUGAAUUUUAUCACAUUCUGUGGGGCAGGUUUCCAGGACAACAAGCAAGUUAGAACACUAGAGGACAUGGUGGCUGAGUUUUCCCUAGCCCGAGUUGUUGAGCACCCUGCCCGGCUGGACUGGGACAGACUACAGGAGUUCCAGAGAGAACACCUCACCAGGAUGUUCAGGACACACGACGGACAGACUCAGACAAUAUGGAGCCUGAGGGAAUGUAUUGUGCAGCAGUAUGGCAAAAGAUUUUCCGACAUCUCUGUCCUACCAGACGAAUACAUUUUGAAGGUUUUGGAAACAAGAAUGGGUCACUUCACGCUACUUAGUGAUUUAGUCUCAGCUGACUUUCAAUAUCUGUGGGACCAGCCAGAUAUUACUGCACAGGAACUGGUCAUGAUCAGUAGCCAUGCAAGCCCAAUUCUCAGAACAGUCCAGAAUGCAUUACAGGACAUGUCCACAGACCAGUUUACCUUGGAGGGAGUGGGACCUAAAUUGAGAGAUGUGUCCAAGGCCCACCAGGCAGUCAAAUACAGUACCCUGAUGAAGAUGCUGAGAUUUGUGUUAUCAGGCAGACAGGUUGGACCCAGUGUGGCAGAAAUGAUGACCACAUUAGGACAGCAGGAGACACUGAAGAGACUAAACAAUGCUCUGUCAUUACUACAUAAUCACACUGAAACCACAGACACAGAGAGAUAACAUUACUUUCUAACAAGCUUUACAAAUAGAAAACAGCUCAACAUCAUACCAUUGUGGUACGAAUGUACUUACAUGUACAUGUACAUGACUGUAUAUCA
Messenger RNA from Branchiostoma belcheri (Belcher's lancelet), 1953 nucleotides. Its product is annotated as probable glutamate--tRNA ligase, mitochondrial. The transcript has 14 exons. Bases 257 to 1855 code for a protein of 532 amino acids. The record is from RefSeq and is a predicted model, not a curated record. NCBI's taxonomy places the organism in Eukaryota, Metazoa, Chordata, Leptocardii, Amphioxiformes, Branchiostomatidae. Gene Ontology annotation, molecular function: glutamate-tRNA ligase activity; ATP binding; tRNA binding. Gene Ontology annotation, biological process: glutamyl-tRNA aminoacylation.